AUGUCGAGGUUGUUUAUUGGGGCAACUUCUGCUGUCUCAGGCACUGUUAUUUUUGCCUGUUUAAUCUAUUGUGGUAUUCUUUUCAAUGAUAUCAAUAAUUUGUAUUCAGAUGUUCUCGACGAUAUGCAUGAGUUCAAAGUAAGUUAUUCCAAAAAAAUCGGGACUAUUUCCACAAAAAAAUAAUUUUUUAGUUGAUUGCAAAUGAUGCUUGGCAAAAAAUGAUUGAUAUAAACGAUCCUCGUUCAAUCGAUCAAAUUCUUUUUCCACGUUCAAAGAGAUCAACUUGUAAUUGUGGACCACAACCAACAAAUUGUCCUCCUGGUCCAGCUGGACCACCAGGAGAACCAGGAAUUGCUGGAGAUGACGGAACACCCGGACAAGCUGGAAAUAACGGAAAUGACGGAAUUCCAUCCCCGAUUGAUGCUUAUGCUCAACAUGAAUGCAUUAAAUGUCCAGCUGGAGCAGUUGGGCCAAAAGGACCUGAUGGGCCAGCUGGGCCAAAAGGAUCGGACGGACAAAAUGGAUUGCCGGGACAAAAUGGGCAACCAGGAAAGAAUGGAGAAAUUGGGCCAAUUGGAGACCAAGGACAAUCUGGAACACCAGGAACACCUGGAGAAAUUGGUGCACCAGGAAAGAAUGGGCAAAAAGGACAUGGUGAACAAGGACCACAAGGACCUGCUGGGCCACAAGGAGAAGUUGGAAAACCAGGAGCUGAUGGAAAACCUGGAGCUGAUGGACAACAAGGACCACAAGGAGAAGCUGGACUUGAUGGUAAACCAGGAAAUGAUGGACCAGUUGGAGGUCCAGGAGAAACUGGAUCGGAAGGAGCACCAGGAGCCGAUGCGGCUUAUUGCCCAUGUCCACCAAGAACUGUUGGAUAUGGAGAAGAAGCUGUUAAAGCAACUGAAGCACCAGCUGGUUAUGGAAGACGUAGAAAGGUUGCGAGAAGACAUGCUUAA
Messenger RNA from Caenorhabditis angaria, 959 nucleotides. The record is from the annotation of a GenBank genome assembly. NCBI's taxonomy places the organism in Eukaryota, Metazoa, Nematoda, Chromadorea, Rhabditida, Rhabditidae.